Molecule: messenger RNA, 1200 nt
Organism: Mytilinidion resinicola
Lineage: Eukaryota; Fungi; Ascomycota; Dothideomycetes; Mytilinidiales; Mytilinidiaceae
Product: alpha/beta-hydrolase
Exons: 2
Coding region: 1-1200 (399 amino acids)
Cellular component (GO): membrane
Molecular function (GO): palmitoyl-(protein) hydrolase activity
Source: RefSeq, a predicted model, not a curated record
AUGCUCUCCAAAGCUUCCACUUCUAUUCUCUCGUGUGUACGUCUGCGCCGAAUCUCACAUAGCGUUCGAGAAUGUGGACCGAGAUACCUCGAGCCCUCUAGCUUGCUGCCUCUUAGCUAUCACCGUUUACGCCGACGCGUCGUAUGGCCAUGCAUUCCUGCAAUUGAGGCAUACAAACGGCACUUCUCCAGUAUUGCCAUAGUACCAGUCAUCACGCCUCCGGUGGUCUUUGUCGGCCUUGCUUUGACGUUGUGGUUCUACAAAUGCUGCAUGAUGAUCCUGUUUCAGAACAAAAUCAUCUAUAUGCCGUCCGCACCACCCUAUUCCCGACGGGAAAAGAUCGCAGACUAUGCCCGCAUGUGUGGUUCGGUCCAUUGGGAGGAACAACGGAUCACCUCGCUGGACGGGACUCGGAUUUCCCUAUGUAUAGGCCGGCUGCGCGACGAAACUACUAGUGCUUCUCCUAGACAGAGCACCAGCCAUGUCGUAGUACUCUACUUCCAAGGGAAUGCGUCUUCCAUCCCGCCUCGAUUGCCGACUCUCUCCAAAGUGCUAAGCUCUCUCAACUCAGGCAAUGCGUACACGCUUGUCGCUGUGUCAUAUAGGGGCUUCUGGACUUCUCAGGGCAGAGCGUCCCAAAGAGGGAUUGAGAUGGAUGCUGACGCGGCCAUAGCCUGGGCGCAAACCCAUUUCAAGAAUCAUCUCACAGGAAGUCGCCCGAAAUUGGUCCUCUGGGGUCAGAGCAUUGGGGCGUCAGUUGCAGCUGGAGCUGCUUCUCGUUUGCUUCAUGCUAAUGAGUCAAGGAACCUUCAGCUUAGCGGCAUCAUAUUGGAGACACCCUUUGUUAGCAUCAAACGUAUGCUAACGAGUCUGUACCCUCAGAAGUGGCUGCCAUACCGCUACCUCUCACCUUUCCUAUGGAACUGGUGGGACAAUGAAGAGGCACUGCGAACCAUGGCUACCAUUUCUGUUGGUGGAUCUAUUCCAAUAUUGCUGAUUACGGCUGCUCGAGACGAGAUUGUCCCUUCUGACCAGGCAGACGAUCUCCAACGUCUGUGUCAGCAACUAAAUUUCAAACUUACACGGCAUGAUAUUCAGGGUGCUCUUCACACUGAAGCAACCUUGAAAUCCGAAGGCAAGGAAGCAGUUGUCAAGUUUCUCAAGACCCAAAUAUCAUCUGAUCAUGCAGACGAUCGAUGA